CGCUUUAUUUCUAAUAUUUUAAUGCUCUGUUUUUUUUGUUUGCUCUGAGUUUUUUUUUUAACUAUGACGUCAAUCUUUUUUUUACAGGAGAAAUGUUGGAUAAAUAAAGAAGGGUCCUACACACAAAACAGUCAACAUGGCGACGUCUUUGAGGAGGACUGCUGUGAAGAUUUUUCGGCUGCAGGAUGCUUUGCGGUCAGUUAGGUUUUCAGUGAAAGAUAGAAGUCAGUGCCGUUCCCUGUGGUCAAUCCAAAAGCACAGUAUACGAGCUCACAAGUUACACAACAAAGAGUUUUCAGUACGAUGGCUGUCCGUUUACACAGAAGACACACCAAACCCCAGGAGUUUAAAAUUCCUCCCUGGAAAACCUGUGCUGGGAACGGGAACGCUAGACUUCCCGACUUCAAGUUCUGCAGAGUGCUCUUUGUUAGCCAGGAAUCUUUUUCAGGUUGAAGGAGUAAAAAGUGUCUUUUUCGGUCCUGAUUUCAUCACAAUUACAAAGAAGGAUGAUGACGUUGAGUGGGCAGACGUUAAACGGCAUGCGAUUGAGAUCAUCACACAAUUCUUUGAAAGUGGAGAACCUGUAACAACAGGAGUAACGCAUGCAGAGAGCAAUGUGUCUGAAGAGGAUGAUGAGAUUGUCUCAAUGAUUAAAGAACUUUUAGACACUCGAAUCAGGCCUACCGUACAGGAGGAUGGCGGUGAUGUAAUCUUUAAAGGCUUUGAGGAUGGCACAGUGAAGCUGAAGCUCGUGGGCUCCUGUACCGGCUGUCCCAGUUCCACAGUUACUCUGAAAAGUGGGAUUCAGAACAUGCUACAGUUCUACAUUCCAGAGGUGGAUGAUGUUGAAGAGGUGGUGGAUGAACUGGAUGAAAUCAACAUUAAGGUGUUUUCAGAGCUGGAGAGAAAAUUGAAGUGAAAAUGAAUCCAGGCUGUUCUCAUGGCUUGUAAAGUUUGACCAUACAACCGUUUGACCGUUGCCCAGUGGCCAUUCUACCCAGUAGAAAUAGAAUUAUAAAUGCGAAUGCUUUAUCCUGGCCAGAGUAACGGUGGAGCUGGAGACUCUCAGGAACAUCAGGCAAGAGUAUUGAGUACAUCCUGGAUGGGAUGGGGGUUUCUCAGAGUACCAUCCCUACAUGCAUGCGCGCACACACACACACACACACUCCUUCAUACUUUAGAGUGAACAGGUAUAAAAUAUUUUGCAGUAUACCAAAAUAUAGAAUAAAUUAUAUGGAAGAUUCCUGAAACAUGCAUAGUCAAAAUUUUGUUAUAUUUUUACAAGGCUAUACUAAGGUUUCAAUUUGCUUAAAUUCAGCCUGCCCAUGGUUUUACCCUACAUUUUUAAUAUUAAAGUUAGGAAUGAAUACAUUUGUGCUGAAUAAAACAGAACAAUGAAAUGUGAGUUAUUAACAAGCAAAUAUAAUUGUGGUGUAGUUUGAAGUGUCUUGUAAUGUAUUCACAAGAAAUAAACCUUGUUUUGCUGUA
Messenger RNA from Silurus meridionalis, 1488 nucleotides. RefSeq lists its product as uncharacterized. NCBI's taxonomy places the organism in Eukaryota, Metazoa, Chordata, Actinopteri, Siluriformes, Siluridae. The record is from RefSeq and is a predicted model, not a curated record. The coding region runs from base 137 to 919 and encodes 260 amino acids. Gene Ontology annotation, biological process: iron-sulfur cluster assembly. Gene Ontology annotation, cellular component: mitochondrion. The transcript is spliced from 8 exons. Gene Ontology annotation, molecular function: iron-sulfur cluster binding; iron ion binding.